CAGCGGACGUUGUGUCGGGUCACGAGCGAGCGAGGGGUUCGGGGGUUUAGGGGUUUAGGGGAUUGGGGGAUUGGGGGAUUCGCCUGGAGAAGAUUCUGCGGAUGUGGGGGAUUUCAUGGCGGAAAGGAGAGGAGUGCGAUUCCGAAUGGAUUAGUUUGUGAAGCCGGCGUCGCUGCGGUUCACUGCGGAGGUGUGGCCAAUUCGACGAGUUUGUGUUGCGGUCGAGGGAUCGGGAGAGGGCGCAAUGUGGAAGGCAGGUGCUCUCGCUCGCGCGUUCUUAUCACGGCCUCGCGCUUCCCUGUCUUCGCGAUGGUCCGCGACGUCCAAUCCUGACGCCAUCGUCGGCGUGUCGCGACAGGGUUUAGCCACUUUUACGAGUGACUCUUCCACCGAAGAAGAUCAUAGUCAUGCGAAUGUAGUAUCGAUCAGUCCUCAAGCGGAAGAGGAGGUAGUUAUCGCUAUUGGAGGUAAUGUCGGCGAUCGCGUGCAAAACUUCAAUAGAGCACUGGAGAUGCUGAGAACUGCAGGAAUUCGGGUAACAGGCCAUGCUUCGUUGUAUGAAAGUGCAGCUGCUUACAUCACAGAUCAACCCUCUUUUCUGAAUUCUGCCGUCAAAGCCAGGACACGGCUGGAUCCACACUCCUUGUUGCGAGAGCUGAAACGAAUAGAAUCCGAAUUGGGGAGGAUUCAAGGCGGAGUGCGUUAUGGUCCGAGACCCAUCGACCUCGACAUUUUGUACUAUGGAGCCAUCACUGUCACAACGGAGUCGCUAGAAAUUCCACAUCCGCGGAUUGCAGAACGCCCGUUCGUCUUAGCUCCUUUGGUAGAUCUUCUAGACCCUGAAACUGUGGAAGUCAGUCCGGGAAGCUGGACCAAGCAUCCGUCAGUGGAGGGUGGUGCGAUUCAAAAUGCCUGGAAGGGUACUUUUGGUGGAGAGACUUGUGUGGGCAAAGAGGGACUCAAGAGGGUGUUGCCCUUGGGCAGGACCUUGUGGGAUUGGAGUCAAAGAACGCACGUAAUGGGAAUAUUGAAUAUAACUCCGGACAGCUUCAGUGAUGGGGGAUCCUUCUUGGGAGUAGACUCUGCAGUUGAACAGGUCAGGAAGAUGGUGUCCGAGGGGGCAGAUUUCAUCGAUCUAGGAGCUCAAUCCACUCGUCCUGGAGCCAGGAGAUUGACAACAGAGGAGGAGAUGGAUCGUCUCCUUCCUGUUCUAGAUGCACUAGCAAAAUCCCCAGGGCUCGAUGGAGUUUGUCUCUCCGUCGACACUUUUGACUCAAGAGUUGCUGCUGAAGCCGUCUCCAGAGGAGUUCAUAUUGUCAAUGAUGUUUCCGGAGGAACGCUGGAUCCUGCAAUGUGGAACACGGUAGCAAAGCUAGGGGUUCCUUACAUAUGCAUGCACAUGCGAGGGGAUCCUCUCACAAUGCAGAACAAGCUGAACACACAGUACUCGAACGUUUGCUCUGAUGUUGCUGCUGAACUUGCGUCGAGCAUCAAGUUGGCAGAACUUGCUGGCAUACCGUCUUGGCGAUUGAUCACAGAUCCGGGUCUUGGGUUUGCCAAAACUGUGGAGCAAAAUGUAGAAUUGAUCAGGCAUCUGCCAGCGUUUCGGGAACAGCUCUCAUGGAGAAACAAAGCUGCCUCUAAUGCGCCACUCUUAAUGGGUCCUUCAAGGAAAGGGUUUUUGGGCAAACUUUGUGGCAUUCCGAAAGCAGAAGACCGAGACUUCGCCACCGCUGCUGCAGUUGCGAUCGCAAUUUCCGGUGGCGCCAAUAUCAUUAGAGCUCACAAUGACCCGCUGACUGAAUCCGACUCGAUGGAUAAUUCUUGCAAACCGCUCGCAGCACAGGGUAGAAGUCGUCAGGACCUCGGAACACGUGGCAUGGAUAUGACUUCAACACUCCCCAGUCCAGAAACCGACAUCCGGAGCCUCAGUGAGGAAACUGUCCAGGGCUAUAUAUUACCGAGUCAAUGCCCCGGAAAGAGUAACCGCAGAGCUGUCUUCAUCUUUCCUAAUCCUGAGUUUCUCGUCUUGCUCGACGACAUGCCUCACGGUCGUUCUCAUCUCAUAUUCCCAACUGCUUUGACGCAUCUGCUUCUGUCCUUCUCACUUUACCCCAGAGGUACGUGUGGUACGGUUGAACUGGCAUAUGAGACACCCCGAGGCCGCAAUCUUUUCGAGCUGGAUGAGCGAGUUGACACUGGGACUCAUGACAAGGUAAAUGUGAGCACCGGCGAUGGCAGUUGUCCCGAUCGUCAUGUGAAGGCCCUCGAUGGGCGGAGUUAAAUCCUGAGCUGGCGCCGGGCAGGCUUUUGCGUCAGGGACUCAUUUUCUUCGGCUCAGGCAUAUCUUGGAAAUGCGCUGUUGCUGUGAAGCUUUCACAAAGUCCAAGCACUGCCUGCCUCGGGGAGACUUGGGCUGCUCUUCGUCCCACUCGCUCCUGUCCAAACACGGGACCUCGGACUCGAACGCUGUGGUGUCAGCCAGUGUUGGGAUGGUCAAACGAUAAGUCCCCACCCAGAGACGCUUCUGCGACUCGAAGACUUCCAAAUGAGGAGAGGGACCGUAACCGAGCAGACCGGAUCUUCUGGUGGCCAGUACUGCGAAGGACGAUGACGUACGGAGGCCUGAUGCUAGACUCUAGAUCGGAGGGGGGAUUCCAUGGGAAACUCUCUGGAGCUCUCCCCGAAUGCUCCUGCUGGGGUGCCGGAUCCAACAUGAAUCCCAUCUGCGAAGGUCGAGCGAAGUGCCAUCGCUCUCGUUGCCGUGUGGGAUCGACUCCAAGCGACCAGCCCGGCUAGACAAGGAUGGCCUACAGACGCUGACAUCGGGAGGCAAUGGCCGGGAGGAUCGUUAGGCAGGCCUGGCAUGUGUAACGGAGUGGCAUGCAGGCGAUGAGCUUCUUGCAGCGGAGCGAAUGAAGGCCCUCGCUCCCUCGACCGAAGUACGAGCCUCGGCCCUGGGAACUCCAGGCGCUCAGAGUCAAACAAUCAUCACUUCAUGUGUCUGCCAAGCGUUAACAAGAUGUCUGCAUGUGUUCACUGUCUCACCUGGAUUGUGCAGCCUUUGACGCUAGAUCGGCCAUAGGCCCAAAGCGCGUGAAUUUGCUCGACCUGCGUCACGAGCGUCUUUCGUUCUGCGCGCCGCAGUCACUUUCGAACGCAGCUAGAUUUGCGCCCGGCUGCCGCCGACCAUCGGUCUGUAACGGCGGUUGCUGCAGGAUCGAGGUGAAGACGUAAGCUCGGAGGAUUUGUCAAUGUUACCGAGUCGGUUUGCUGCAGUCCUUCCUCUCGUGUCCGAUAACAAGCUUCAGCCCUCGUCUUCAGCUCGGCAGUAUAAGCCAUAUCAUACGACGCUGCGUCACACCUCCGACAGUAGAGCUUCAUCCGUCUACUCUCAGCCUUGAAACUCGAUUGUCCACGAGUUGAGCUUGAACUUCCCUGUCGAGAGCUUUCGCACAGUUGCUUUGGCCACGAUGACGUACUUUGCUCGUGCCUUCCACAUCUUUUCCUGCGAGAGUUCUGCAAUUAGUUGCCCGACUCCGCCUGACAUCCCACUUCCGGGAUUGGAGCGAGUCACGUGUUCAUCAGGUGCCCUAUUAGACCCUUACAGAAGCAGCUAUCAAGGAGAUUCUCCACGUCAAAGAUUUCAGGUUUGGUGGUUAUGAGAGGAUCGUUUCCAUCGUAUGCAGACGUAGUCGUAAGCAAAUCAAAAAUCGAGUUGAGUUAGAUGAGCCCAGACUGUAGUUCUUCGAAAGAUCCCUUUGUACUUCCGGCUUCAGUUUAAAAGAAUCACGCUUUUGCAGCUAUCCGCACUGGACGAGAGAGCUGUUGUGUAGUCGACGUGCGACGUACAUGAAAAGGAUUGUUGCGUGAACGAAACCAGAAAGACCC
Marchantia polymorpha subsp. ruderalis is the source of this 3891-nucleotide messenger RNA. Lineage: Eukaryota; Viridiplantae; Streptophyta; Marchantiopsida; Marchantiales; Marchantiaceae. The record is from the annotation of a GenBank genome assembly.